Molecule: messenger RNA, 3879 nt
Organism: Rhododendron vialii
Lineage: Eukaryota; Viridiplantae; Streptophyta; Magnoliopsida; Ericales; Ericaceae
Product: serine/threonine-protein kinase EDR1
Exons: 13
Coding region: 180-2915 (911 amino acids)
Biological process (GO): protein phosphorylation
Molecular function (GO): ATP binding; protein kinase activity
Source: RefSeq, a predicted model, not a curated record
CCCUCAAAAGUAGAAAGAGAAUGAGAAGACCAUAUAGACACAAGAGUCUAGAGUGAGAAACAAACAAAGUGGUCACACGUAUACAUACAUACAUACAUAUAGAGACAAAACAUAUAAACAGAGACGAACAACACAGAGAAGAGAGAGAGGGAGAGAGAGAGAGAGACGCGGAGGGCACGAUGAAGCACAUUUUCAAGAAGCUUCACAUAGGCAGCAACCACGACCCCACCCGAUCCAACGACCCCUCUCCUCCCCUUCCUUCUGUUUCCCCCACCUGCGCCGCCGCUGCCGUCCAGUCUCCGGUCAGCCCUCCGCCCUCGACUUCUCCCCCCUCUUCCGCGGAAACCGCCGCGACGACGCCGGUAUCGGCGGCGGUCAACAGGCAGCAGGACUACUACUCGUCGGAGGAGGAGUACCAGGUGCAGCUAGCCCUAGCCCUCAGCGUAUCGGGCCCCGACUCGGACGGUAAUAGUAAUCGGGAUAAGGAUCAGAUCCGAGUCGCCACGUGGCAGGGGCGGGACGCCGCCGCGGACUUGUUGUCGCGCCAGUACUGGGAUUACAGUGUCCUUGACUAUGGGGAGAAAGUAGUUGAUGGUUUCUAUGAUGUAUAUGGGCUCUCCACAGAUCCAGCAAUCCAAGGAAAAAUGCCAUCUCUCACAGACCUUGAAACAGACCCUGGUAGUUCAGGAUUGGAAGUUAUUGUAGUUAACCGAACAAUAGACCCUUCCCUGGAGGAGUUGUUGCAGAUAGCACACUGCAUUGCAUUAGACUGCUCAGCUGGUGAGGUUAGUAUUCUGGUACAGAGGCUUGCUGAGCUUGUCACAGAACACAUGGGUGGGCCGGUAAAGGAUGCUAGUAUCAUGGUAGCAAGGUGGACAGAAAGAAGCACAGAGUUGAGAACAUCUCUUCACACUACCGUUUUGCCUAUUGGGUCCUUAAAGAUUGGGUUGUCACGUCACCGCGCUUUACUUUUUAAGGUAUUAGCUGACAAUGUUGGAUUACCUUGUAGACUGGUUAAAGGUAGUCAUUACACAGGUGUUGAGGAUGAUGCUAUCAACAUCAUAAAGUUGGCAAAUGAAAGUGAAUGUUUGGUUGAUCUCAUGGGUGCCCCUGGGACACUUAUACCAGCCGACGUACUGAGUAUUAAGGAUACAUCAUUCGGUUCGUAUCCUCCAAACUUCAGCAAAAUUCCAAGUCUUCAGACAACUAACGACUCUGGAUUAGUUUACCCAAUACUGGGUGAAUUUGAAGGCAGCAGUCAAAGCUCUGGGGUUGAAAACAGUUUCCCAUUGGGUAAAAGGUCAAGUUCAGAAAUGACUGAAACUUUCCCUUCACUCCCAAGUGCCCAAAGCUCUGGGGUUGGUUCUUCUGGAACUAAUAGAGCGAAUCCUGCUAAACAGUUAGCAAUUGGGCCUUCUCAGCGUAAAGGAGGUCGGGGGCCCAAUGCAGCUGGUGAUGUUUCGAGGAUGAAUGUUAACAUAGUUCCUUAUCCCCAGAGUAGCACAGAGGAGUCCAAAAAUCUUUUUGCUGAUCUCAAUCCAUUCCAGAUUAAAGGAUCUGGCAAGGCUACUGUACAGAACAAUGUUGAUUGGAAUAGAAAUGAGGAGUUUCGAAGGCCAAAGAAUGACCUUUCCUCUGGUCGACCGCCUGUUCCAUUGCUGUGGAAGAAUCGACAGCCUUGCAAUGAGGAACUCUUUCCAAGAAACAAUUGUGAUGCUAACGAUUAUAAUAUGCCAUCAGCAGCUUCCACCAGCUCUUCUGCAUCAGAGAAAGUCUACCCUGAUGAUCUCAAAUUACAGAACAAUCCAUACCCUAAUGGCGACACAAAUUCUUCAAUUAGUGGCAAUUCAAUGUUUCCACCAAUUGAGAGUCAAUUUAAUAGGUCGUCUUUUGAGGACAAUUUGGGUACUAAUCGUAAGCAGGUAUAUCACACUGAACAUGGAAAAAAUGCCAUUGGAGUUCAGGAUCGUAGGAAGGGCCCACUCGGUUCCAAUCUAAAGUUAAAGGACCCUGAAAGCCCAAGCUCAUCAGUCAAUUCUAGUGCUGUUCAAGCUGAUCCAUUUAUGGAUGAUGUUGGGGAAUGUGAAAUUCCAUGGGAAGAUCUGGUAAUGGGUGAAAGAAUCGGACUAGGUUCGUAUGGAGAGGUCUACCGUGCUGAUUGGAAUGGCACAGAGGUGGCUGUGAAGAAGUUCCUAGACCAGGAUUUCUCAGGUGCUGCUUUGGCUGAAUUUAGAAGAGAAGUGCGCAUAAUGCGUAGAUUGCGUCAUCCAAAUGUUGUUCUUUUCAUGGGUGCUGUCACUCGACCUCCAAACCUCUCUAUCGUUACAGAGUUUCUCCCCAGAGGAAGCUUAUACCGGAUUAUUCAUCGUCCUAAUUGUCAGAUUGAUGAGAAGCGUAGAAUUAGAAUGGCUCUCGAUGUGGCAAAGGGUAUGAAUUGCUUGCAUACGAGCAUACCAACAAUUGUUCACCGGGAUUUGAAGUCUCCAAAUCUGUUGGUUGACAAUAAUUGGAAUGUCAAGGUAGGUGAUUUUGGGUUGUCACGCUUGAAGCAUAAUACGUUUUUGUCCUCCAAAUCAACAGCUGGAACACCCGAGUGGAUGGCCCCAGAAGUUCUCCGAAACGAGCCUUCAAAUGAGAAGUGCGAUGUAUAUAGCUUUGGUAUCAUUCUAUGGGAGCUUGCAACGUUGAGAUUGCCUUGGAGUGGGAUGAACCCAAUGCAAGUUGUUGGUGCUGUAGGUUUCCAAAAUCGCCGGCUUGACAUCCCCAAGGAAGUUGAUCCCUUGGUCGCUAGGAUUAUUUGGGAGUGCUGGCAAACAUUCCGCAUAAUCUCCGUCUUCCACGUACUUAAUUACCAUCAAGGAGUUGACAGCAAGGAUAACAUUGGAUUGGAAUUGAUGAAUCAAGGAUGCAAUUGAAACAUCAGAGGACGAAAUUGAAACCUGAACAUAUUUACAGGAUCAAAAUAUUAGAUAAGCUUCUAAUCUUUUUCUUUCUUUUUGUUUCGUUUUUGGCUUAGUAUUACUUUGGCCCUUAAACUUGAAUUGACAUUUGACACCAAUUUUGUCCUACAAUUGGAUUCCGUCAUGUCUACUCGGUGACUGUUGUCCAAUUCUGAUGGGAAAUACCAUGUCCCACUGAAAAUCUUCCGACUUUGGCCCUUCAAGUAAUAUAUAGGUUUUCUCUUCGGCCCUCAAAUAUAUUGCUCACUAUGGCCCUUUGGGUUGGUGCCAUGUGGCAUAUCUGUCAGUAAUGACGUGAAGGACUUUAUCACUUUGGCCACAUUUACCAAAAAUUUUCCAUUAGUUGAAGGACCAAAUCAAAAACUUUCCAGUUUAAGGACCAGAUUGAAUACUAUACUUGUUGUGAUGUGCAAUGUACAACAUAAUCUUUUGGUAUGAGCCUAUGAUGAUAUCUUUUAUUCCAAUGAUGUCCAGAGAUCCGAACUUGCGGCCUUCAUUUGCACAGCUCGCGGUGGCUCUAAAGCCAUUGCAGCGUCUUGCCAUACCUUCACAGUUUGAACAACAAAGUUCACCCCUUCCGCAAGAGAUCUCGGUGAAUACUACUCCUUGAGAUGUGUAACAGUUCCAAAGUGUGAAUAAGGUGACAAUUUGUUUGCCUUAGGUGAGUUCAGUAUGUGAACUCUUUGCGCGGGGUAAAGAAAGCUUUCGGAGUUAUAUUAUUGGCAAAUUAAAUGAAGCCAGUGGUAUUGCUAUUGCUGCCCGAAGACUGUGCAGCCUGUUUUGUAUAGUGCAGUUACAUAGUUUUGAUACUGAAGAUGACAAUUUCAUAUGGAUUUGUAAAUACCUUUCUUGAAAUAGAUUGUUAAAGCUGGUAGAAAAGAAAUAGUACAUAACAUCAAGGUAUCCAUCUUUGCAGAAA